Coregonus clupeaformis (lake whitefish) is the source of this 1326-nucleotide messenger RNA. Its product is annotated as dnaJ homolog subfamily C member 25. The record is from RefSeq and is a predicted model, not a curated record. The transcript has 4 exons. NCBI's taxonomy places the organism in Eukaryota, Metazoa, Chordata, Actinopteri, Salmoniformes, Salmonidae. Gene Ontology annotation, biological process: protein folding. The coding region runs from base 109 to 1152 and encodes 347 amino acids. Gene Ontology annotation, cellular component: endoplasmic reticulum membrane.
GAACACAUUUGCAAUGUACGUUCCGGACUGUGAAAGGCAGCAAUACGCAACAUAACGUCUAGUCCGCCGGAAAAAGCCACACGAAGAAGAACUAGUGACGACAGUGAAAUGGCUGCCCCCACGGAGAAUGGGAGACACUUUGGUCAAUGGAUAGGCAUUUUGUUAUUUUUGGGGGGUUUCAUACCCUCUGCCACGGCGCUCAUCGAGGGACUUUAUUGUGGCACCGAGAUUUGUUACGAUGUACUCGGAGUGUCGAGAGAAGCGGCCAAAUCGGACAUAGGUCGUGCUUACAGACAGCUAGCCAGAAAGUAUCACCCGGAUAGAUUCUCAAGUCUUGCAGGCGAGACUCGUGAAAGUGCUCAUCAAAAAUUUCUGCUCAUUGCAACUGCAUAUGAAACUCUGAAGGAUGAGGACUCCCGUAGAGAUUACGACUACAUGCUGGACCACCCGGAACAGUACUACAGCCACUACUACACCUACUACAGCAGACGGCUGGCACCUAAAGUCGACGUGCGGAUUGUCAUUCUGGUGACCGUGGUUGCUAUAUCAAUCUUUCAGUACUACAGUUGGUGGGCCAGCUACACUGAAGCCAUCAACUACCUAUCAACAGUCCCCAAGUACCGUAUCCAGGCGACAGAGAUAGCCAAGCAGCUGGGUCUCCUGAACAAGACAAAAGAGAAGGGUAAAAACCGACGGUCCAAAGAGGAGAUCAGGGAACAGGAAGAAGAGAUCAUCCGUGACAUCAUCAAGAACAAGAUCGACAUCAAGGGAGGCUACCAGAAGCCUAAAAUCUUGGACAUCCUGCUCUGUAAGAUUGUCCUGUUCCCCUACUGCCUGUGUGCCUACGUGGUCUGGUACUGUAAGUGGAUCUACAGGUUCACCAUCUGCAGAGAGGAGUACGGAGACGAGGAGAAGCUGUACAUCAUCAGGAAGAAUAUGAAGAUGUCUCAGUCUCAGUUUGACGGUCUGGAGGAGGAGCAGAGAGAGACCUUCCUGGAGAGGCAGCUCUGGAUCAAAGACAACUAUGAGGUGUACAAGGAGGAGCAGGAGGAAGAGAUGAAGAUGAAGAUGGCCCUGGACCCCAGGUGGAAGAGGUACCGACGGUGGAUGAAGAAUGAAGGACCUGGACGACUCACUUUUAUUGACGAUUGACAACAUGCAUAUCAUAUAUUGCACCUGACUUGUGCCAGUUAUACAUUCACACUGUGUUUAUACAGUCACACUGUUAUACAGUCACAUUGUGUUUAUACAGUCACAUUGUGUUUGCAUACCUGUGUAUUUGUGAAUAAAUCUACUGAUGAUGUGUAUACAGACGAUUGAAAAUAA